CAGAGUUCAUGUAUUGGCAAAGACCAACAUUUUACUCUUUGUUCAUAAAGUGUAGUGUUUACAGUGUUUUGCGGUGGUUAACCGCUUUCAAAAAGUGAGUGUUUCACAUCCACAUGAUGAAGAGUAGUUCUUCGAAUCAGCAAAAAUUGAUUAUUAUUUGUAUAACAAAAAUGGCAGUAUUCAGAUCGAGGUGAAAGGUCUCGUUAAUACACGUCCGAAUAUAUCUGCUGAAUGAAAAAAAACGACUGAAAAACAAUUAUCGGCAUCGCAUUGAAUAUACAAUAUGAACGCGUGAAUGUCAAAACACAAUUCAGAAUUCAGUUUAUUUAAAAAAAAAGAGCACCAUUGACAGACCAAAAUGAGCAACAUUCUUGUUUAAGACAUUUGUUUUCUCCCAAGGUGAGAAAAUAUAGGCAAAACAGAUGUUCUCUGGCAAUAUUGUUAAAAAUCAAACAAAGGCGUAAAAAUAAUUGUCCACCAACACGUGUGUUUUGUGACGGUUUCAACGAACUGGCGAUUCUUAUCAAGAACAGAGAAUUUAUCGUGCUGAUCGGAAUUGAGAUUAUUUAAAUAAAAUUAUAAAAUCCAGUGAUUUUCCAAAGAAAAAAAUUCCAAUCUUGUACAAGAUCAUUUACUGAUUUAUUUUUCAAAGUGUAUCGACAAAAUACUACUAAUGAGAUAAGAAAUGAGCAAUUCGCUAUAUGAAUUUUUUGGUGACGAACUGCAUGAAUGAUUAAAUAACCAAAAAAAGAACACAAACACACACACACACACAAGAAUUACAAAUACCACAACUUGCAGCGGCAAAACACGAUAAUGUACGAAACAAAUAGUAAGAUGGUUUUGUUGUGUGAAUUUGCUGAUCACAGGAAGUCCACACAUUUGGGCCAAUGAUUUUGUUUAUACAAUUUGGUUUUUAAAAUAACGAAAAUAGAAGAUGUUUGCUAGUAGUGUUUUUCCAUAGCGUUGAGAUACAUCGAUCGUUAGCAUCUAGUUCAAGAUCAAUCAUUUUAAGGAGAAAUUUUGUUUCGAAUUCAUUUUAUUGGCACGAAUCGAUAUUGUGUAUUUUCACAAGUGAAUUUCAGCCGAUGGGUCAAGGCACAAUUAAAUGUGUGUGUUUUUUUCAUUAUUGAAAUGUGAAAUUGAAAUAUGCACUACAUUUGAUAUCGUAAUGCGGUAAUGACUUUGAGAAUUGGUUUUGGCAUUCAAGUGUAUUUUCGUUAUCCAAAAAUUAUUGAACAAUCGUUAAGCGCCCAAAAUUUGUGAAUUUCAUUUGAAAUAAAAACAAACAAAAACAAUUGAAAAAUUCGGCACGUAUAAAACAUAAUUGAUUGUUUUUUUUUUUGGUGGAAAUAAGCUAAGUAGUGAAUGAAACCAACUGAUAUUUAAUUGAGCAUUUCCGUUCACAUCGUUUGAUGAUCGAACGAAAAUGAAAAGAGCAUUCCAAACUAAAUGGAUAUGAGAUGAAGGGAGCCAAGUGAAAGAGACAUGUGAAAGGCGCUGCAAAAAGUAUGGGGUUUCAUACAGAGAAAAAACGUGCAGAUCAUGGAUCUAGUGAAAUUUUAUAUACAUCGUUGGAACAAAAUGAAUCGAAUUUCUUGUUAUCACAAAACGACAUCGUGGAAGACGAUUAUCCAACAUAUAUUCAUUCUCAGCCACAUGGUUCAAGAAGAUCUCCAGAACUAGUCAGUGCAAAAAACGGAAGUAGGCGAAAACGACUAUGCAUCGCAUUGGCUCUUCUAUGUGUGAUUGGAUUGUGCAUCGCAGGUCUAGUAUAUUAUGGUGGAAUUAAAAAGGGGGUAGCCAAAAGCAAAUUGGGAUUGACUGAAACCGGCAACCCUGUAACACUUAACGAUAUUUUGGACGGUAGAUUUUAUGCACGGCACAACAAUGCCUCGUGGAUCUCGGAUACACUACUAUUUUAUCGUGAUUCCGCAGGCAAUAUCGUGACUUUUGAUGUUAACACAAACAAAACCAAUAUAUUAGCAGAAGCACAUAUACCAGCGAUUGCUGCAUCAUUCUCCCAAGAAAUUUCGCCAGAUCAUCGUUUCCUAUUGCUUGGAAAAGACUAUCAAAAGAUUUUCCGACACAGUGCUUUGGCUCGAUACGAUAUUCUGGAUUUAAAAACAAAGGAACUGUUCAAGUUGUCCGAUGAUUUAUUGGCAUUGGCUGAAUGGGGUCCAAUUGACAAUAGUAUAUUGUACAUUCAAGAGAAUAACAUUUACUAUAAGCCGAGUGUUGUACAUCCAGCCAUUCAAAUAACAAAUGACGGAAACGCCAAUAUUUACAAUGGAAUCUGUGAUUGGGUUUACGAAGAAGAAGUAUUUUCAACGAAAACUGCCGCAUGGAUUUCGCCAGACAAUAAAAAAUUAGCCUAUGUACAAUUUGAUGAUACACCUGUCAACCAUAUUGCCAUCCCAGUCUAUGGUCAGGCUGGCAAUUCACGCGAUCAAUAUCCAGGCAUUAUAGAUUUUCCAUAUCCAAAAACGGGAACAAACAACCCGUUGGUCAAACUAUUCCUUGUUGAUUUGACGAGUGUGUCGCCAAAUGAGAAUGUGAACAAAACUCAAAUUCCGCCGCCAGCAGAAUUACGUGAAAAGCAACACAUUAUCGCCGUGUCAACUUGGGCAAAUAAUGAUACAUUGAUUUCGGCGUGGAUGAACCGCGUCCAAAAUCGUGCAAUCAUUGAAGCAUGUGAGGGAAACAAGUGUCGGCAGGUUUUGGAUUUAUAUAGUGCAAACGGAUGGGUGGACUUCUUCAAAGCACCAACCUUUAACAAGAAUGGCACACAAUUUUUGUACAUUGCACCACAAUUGCAGAAGGAAGCAAACGAUUCGUACCAACAUUUGACGUUGGUGUCAGUGGAUUCGGGAAAACAAAAGCCGAUUACAUCGGGCGAAUUCGUUGUUCUGGACGUGUUGCACUGGAACGAAGAUACAAACACAGUUUUCUAUGCUGCCAAUGACAAAAACGCCUCAUACGUUAAGCACAUUUGGUCUGUUCAACUUAAUUUACCGAGCGAGAAACAAUGCUUAACAUGCAAUAUCAGCCGAGCUGAUGUUCCGCAAACCUAUUUUACCGCCAAAUUUAGUCCAGAUGGAAAACAUGCUGUAAUAAGUAAUGAUGGACCAUCUCUGCCGCGCACUGAUGUCGUUCGACUUUCCGCACACAACUCAUCUGAAUUGAUAUUCCUGCGGAACUGGGAAAACAAUCAUGGAUUGCAUGAAUCGUUGACCAAUGUUUCGCUACCAACGAUAAAAUAUCAUCAAAUUCCGUUGAAAAAUGGUUAUGAUGCUGUUGUGAGACUGCAAUUGCCACCAAAUAUGGAUACGAGUGGAAAAACCAAGUAUCCUAUGUUGGUUGACGUGUAUGCUGGUCCCGGCUCUUACGCCGGACUCGAUAAAUGGGAUGUUGGAUUCAGUGCAUAUUUGGUUACAAGCCGAAAAUACAUUUUGGCACAAAUCAAUGGACGAGGUUCAGGAAACCGUGGAGAAAACCUUUUGCACACUAUCUACCGUGCGAUGGGAACCGUCGAAGUUGAAGAUCAAAUUGAAACUGCCAAGAAACUGACGGAUUUAUUCCCAUUCAUCGACGAAAAUAAUGUCGCGAUUUGGGGAUGGAGCUAUGGUGGUUUCACAUCGGGAAUGGCAUUGGCUAGCGAUAAUUCGCAUGUAUUCAAAUGUGCUGCUUCUGUUGCUCCGGUAACGGACUGGUUGUACUACGACACAAUGUAUACCGAACGAUACAUGGGAUUACCAUAUAGAGAAGAUAACGGCGAAGGUUACGAUCGAGGAAGACUAAGCACUAGGGCCAAUGACUUCAGAAAUAAAACUUAUCUACUUGUCCAUGGUAGUUUGGACGAUAAUGUGCAUUAUCAACAGUCCAUGUCACUUGCCCGCGAACUCGAACUACAUGAUGUUCCCUUUGAGCAAAUCACUUACCCAGACGAAGAUCACAGCCUUUGGGGAGUGCGAAGGCAUUUGUACCAUGCACUGGAUGCGUUCUUUGCUAAAUGCUUAACAACAAACACCAAACAAACAUCUUCGUCCAAAUGAAGUUCUCCAAAGUAUUCGAUUCAAAUCAACUAGAACGCUUCAAAUUUUGUUUUUUUUUGUUUUGUUUAGUUUUUUUUUCUUUGUGGAGAUUUAUUUUGUUAUACCAUUAAGUAUACUUACCGCGCAAGCAUCGCCAACAAUCGGUUUAAAGUAAGAAUGGAAGAAGUCUGGAAAUGUAUGAAAACCCCAGUGGUGCAAAACAAAAAUUGUUGUAAUAAAAGAAGUAAUUGUAAUUAACAUUA
Molecule: messenger RNA, 4297 nt
Organism: Sitodiplosis mosellana (orange wheat blossom midge)
Lineage: Eukaryota; Metazoa; Arthropoda; Insecta; Diptera; Cecidomyiidae
Gene: ome
Product: venom dipeptidyl peptidase 4
Exons: 14
Coding region: 1512-4055 (847 amino acids)
Biological process (GO): proteolysis
Molecular function (GO): dipeptidyl-peptidase activity; serine-type peptidase activity
Source: RefSeq, a predicted model, not a curated record